This is a messenger RNA of Acanthoscelides obtectus, 698 nucleotides long. The record is from the annotation of a GenBank genome assembly. NCBI's taxonomy places the organism in Eukaryota, Metazoa, Arthropoda, Insecta, Coleoptera, Chrysomelidae.
UUAUCAUAUAAGCUCAAGGAUUUCAAGAUUUUUAAUACAUCAUACUGAAACGAAGAUUUUAUGAGAAAUAAUAUCAUUAUAUUUACUUACAACUCCAAACAGCAUACGUCGCAGUGAGUUGAGAUGUUCAAGUUUAAAUUAUUAUUAAUUUACGCUAUUGCUGUAAGUUUAGUGUACAGUUUUCCUGCUGAUAAUGAAUAUCGAAAUGAAUAUAGUGCAUGGAAUAACUAUAAGACGGACUACAGUAAGCAGUACGAUUCACCAAACGAAGAAGCAAGACGCCAGGGAAUUUUCAACGACAAUUUAGCGUUCAUUGAAGAUCACAACAGAAGAUAUCAAAAUGGUGAAGUUGGCUACAAACUUGCAGUUAACGAUCUUGCUGAUCUAUCUCACGAUGAAUACAGGCGAACCCGACUUGGACUUCUCGGAUAAAAUUACCAAUAUAAUGAUUUGUAAUUAAGAUAGUGCCAAGCGACAUUUUGUACUAUAUAUAAAGUAUCACAGCGCUCCCUAAAUUGUACGAUAAAAAUAAAAUUAGUUCUUGUAAUCAUCAUACAUUUCUCUUUGAAAGAUGACUACCUGUCUCGUGAGUGGUUUGAAUAUCUGUUCUUUCUCUAUUUCAUACAUCACAUAACAAAUUUUCGAACGUCAAUUGUAGGGCAACUCAUUAUCAAAAAGUUGUCUGUUCACUAUACAAG